AUGGUGACAAGCAUUUACGACUUGGACUUUGAUGUCCUCAAUACUCUUUUCUCCGUGAUGAGGCCGAUGGAUAUCAUAAACAUGCGUAGGACCUGCAAGCUCAUGUAUCUUGCUACUCAACCCCGAAACAUCUGGCUCAAAGUGCUAGCUAAUGUCGUUGCAGAUAACAACAUUUUCAAAGGCACCUACCACAUUGAGUCCAUGACCGACGAUGAUCUUGAACGGGCAGCUGUGUUUCCAUCUAUUCUUUUAUAUCGAGCGAAAGGACCACAUGCAUUGUCUAAAGUUCCACUUUGCCAAAGGAUUCUUGAUGAUAUAUGCGAAGAAGAUGAAAUCGCGCACAAGGAUAUUAUAUUCCCGGAGGAAUCCCUGUAUCGAGACUUCGAUAACGCAGUGUUGGUUCCAGGAGGCCGCUUUCUUUUUACGAUUUCUGCCAGCGAAAUGGACGGUGAUGUAUAUGUGAAGCUAUGGGAUCUUGGCCAACCUACAAGUAAGCGAUACUCACGUAUCACCCUGGUCGCCAGGUUUGUCGGCAGGUACAAGCUCCGGAUACUCGCUACCGCUCCGACUCCUGAUGAACUGGGCAUUCGGAUUGUUGUGAAUGAAGAGACGAGAGCAGGUAACACUCUCCGAGUUUUUGAAAUCCACCCAUUUUCAAAGAAGCCCGAGUUCAAACAAAUCGCGACCAUCCAGGCGUCAAAUGCAGUCUAUUCCGGGAUCAUGUCAGGCAACCUUGUUGUGUGUUCGUCCAUUACUGCCGGCCCCCCGCCUACCCAGUCAUUUUUCCAGGGUCAUAUACUGAUAUGGGAUUAUGUCCAUAAAACGUCAGCGACACUUCAACCCGAUGGGCCACUACCGGACCAUACGUAUUUGCACGGAAACCACAUCAUAACGUUCUGUAAGAACAUACUGUCUGUGUGGAGUAUACCACCUUUACAACCAGGCGACCCAGAAUACACCUACGACAAUGGGCCAGAUUCGCCUAUUUGGUCGCAACCCUUGACGAUGUGGGGAGCGCACGAGCGGGAACAGAGCGAGAAACACAAUUCAAUGGAAAAUCAUUCCCUCGGCUGGUUAACAGGCCCCGAUUCUCCCCGCUAUCUGGUCUGUCGUGGCUACGAAUCCGACGUUGACUUUGACCACCUUGCCAUCUUCCGACUGGAUGCGAGCUGGAACCCUGCGGACCCUUUAUCUGCGCCAUGCAUUCUCGCACAGUUAGACAGACGCACAAUAGGCACGAACUCGAUGGAUAUAAUUCUUAGCUGGUCUUUUACAACCCAAGCCUGCCAGGAGAACGUGGUCUUCAUGUCAUCCACCUUCGGUCACGAUGAUAAAUUUUCCCUCUCGUAUAUACCAUGGUUUGCGUCUGGCAGUACAAAUCCUGCCCAUACCAUCCAGUCGGACGCAUGUGUACUUCAGAAAGGCAAGGAGGGUUGCAAGAGUCUGCAGUUCUGUCCUGUAUCGGGACGUGGGUUUAGCAUUUCGACUCAUACAGGAGAGCUUCGAAUACUGGAACUUUCGGUGUAG
This is a messenger RNA of Psilocybe cubensis, 1527 nucleotides long. RefSeq lists its product as uncharacterized. The coding region runs from base 1 to 1527 and encodes 508 amino acids. NCBI's taxonomy places the organism in Eukaryota, Fungi, Basidiomycota, Agaricomycetes, Agaricales, Agrocybaceae. The record is from RefSeq and is a predicted model, not a curated record. Gene Ontology annotation, molecular function: protein binding. The transcript has 4 exons.